This is a messenger RNA of Necator americanus (New World hookworm), 741 nucleotides long. RefSeq lists its product as uncharacterized. NCBI's taxonomy places the organism in Eukaryota, Metazoa, Nematoda, Chromadorea, Rhabditida, Ancylostomatidae. The transcript has a single exon. The record is from RefSeq and is a predicted model, not a curated record. Bases 1 to 741 code for a protein of 246 amino acids.
AUGCAUCGGUCUUCAGCUGAAUCUACAAAAGACGAUGUUCAUGCGGAACGGAUGGGUCUCGGAUGCCCCAUUCACGCUCAACGGAACGAACAUAUCCGAAUGCACCAGCUACGUUUAUCUGGGUCGGGAACUGAACAUGAUGAACGACCUGACCCCGAGCUGGGCAGGAGGAGACGAGCGGCUUGGGGAGCGUACAAGAGCAUCGAGGAUGUAGUGAAGAAGACCAGGAACACCCGGCUCCGUGCUCACCUCUUCAACACCACCGUACUUCCUGCUUUGACCUAUGCUUCGAAAACCUGGGCAUUUCGCAAGCAGGAAGAAAACGCGGUGAGCGUCAUUGAACGCGCAAUUGAGAGAGUGAUGCUAGGAGUAUCCCGUUUCACGCAAGUGAGGGACGGGAUUCGAAGUUCUCCCCUACGUCAGCGAUCGAAGAUUAGAGACGCCGCCGCGUUUGCCAAGGAAAGUAAAAUAAGGUGGGCCGGACACGUGAUGCGCUUUAAUGACAACCGUUGGACCAGAGCCGUGAGCGACUGGGUUCCCCGCGAUAUUAAGCGCACUACAGGAAGACCGCCGACCCGAUGGUCAGAUUUCUUCACGAAGUCCUUGAAAGAAAAAUAUGAUGCUCUUCGUGUCCCACGCGAAAGGAGGAACCACUGGGCUACUCUGGCACGCGAUCGGGACAAAUGGAAGAAUUACUGGCGCCCGCUCGACCAGUUCGAAGAUCAACGGGAGUCAAGGUGA